AUGAAGUCUACUGUAGCAUCUUUGUUCCUGGCUUUGGCGGCCACUACAGCUGGUCUGCAAAUCACCUCUCCUGGCCAGGGCGAAUGUGUUGAUUUGAGUCAGGGCUUCCCUGUCAGGUGGACCUCUGUGGAUACCGAUCCCUCAACUCUCACUUUCCGCCUCACAAAUUACAACGGGGCAAGCCCGCCUAUUGAUGAACCCUACCCACCUAACCGGGCUGUUCUAGUCUCUACAUCCGAGGGAACACACUCCUUCCCAGGCGUGUCUAAUGAUGUCGCCCACGGAUUGGCCACUAUCAAUGACGGGUAA
Molecule: messenger RNA, 309 nt
Organism: Penicillium malachiteum
Lineage: Eukaryota; Fungi; Ascomycota; Eurotiomycetes; Eurotiales; Aspergillaceae
Exons: 3
Coding region: 1-309 (102 amino acids)
Source: RefSeq, a predicted model, not a curated record